AUGGCGAAGUCUGUAACGCAGGCCAUAGUUACUGCCAUGGGUGCCAUGUCAGAGAAUUUAUCCCAUUCCAUAACUACGGCAAUGAGAGCCACGCAAUUACCUGCUAACCCCACGGCUAACCCCCCAGAGAAUAAGCCGGUGGCCCCUGGUGGGCGUAAGGCCGCUAAAAAAUCUCGUCAUUUGGACGAUUAUGCCUCCAAAACCCUACAGACGGACAGGGCACGUCCUGUCACAGAACCUGUGGUUGGACCACAACUAAGAGCCCCCCACCGGGCAAAAUCGGUGAGGAAAUGGAAGAGGGCUAAGGCCCUACUGGAAUCCUCCGACUCUGAUUCGGAGCUAGAGGAGGCUCAGAGCGAGUCCGAAGAGGAGGACUCUGAUGAUUAUAAUGAGGACUCUACUGAGACUCACUUGCGGGACUAUAGCUCCGCCACGG
Molecule: messenger RNA, 436 nt
Organism: Pelobates cultripes (western spadefoot toad)
Lineage: Eukaryota; Metazoa; Chordata; Amphibia; Anura; Pelobatidae
Source: the annotation of a GenBank genome assembly